UUUCUGACAAAUUUAUUCAACCAAUCAAAUCGUACGGCUGAAUAUUUGGUCAGAAACAGUAUAGUGCCCUUUCGCGCCGUUUCCUGCUACAAACUCCUAAAUAUUUGUUAUUUUGUGCAUGUCAACAAAGGUCAAAUUGAUUUACGGGACAGGAAUAUUUACCGUAUAUAAACCAAACGUUGAAUGACAUCAGGCUUAUAAACUUAGGUCACAUAUAUUCAUUAAAGCAGGCGAUACAGAUGCAGUAAACAAUAAAGUAUGAGUAGUAAAGCUAUUGGGAAGUCCACUAAGGUGGUCUAUCCGCCUGGCUGUAAAGAGAUCAAUGAAGAACUCAGUAAGGAUGAGUUAGUUAAGCGUCUCAAGUUAUUAGCAAGAGCAUUUCAAGAUAUGAGUCAAGAUGAAAAUGCACAGUUUUCAGGACUUGCAUUGAUGUUGGCUUCAGAAUUUUUCACAGAUCAUCAAAACAAAGAUGUUCGUCUGUUGGUUGCAUGUUGUAUUGCUGACGUGUUCCGUGUUUUUGCUCCCGAGGCUCCUUUCAACGACAACGACCAGUUAAAAGAAAUAUUUCUCUUUUUGAUCAAACAGCUACGUGGUUUAGAAGAUCCAGAAUCUCCCUCUUUUAAACGUUACUUUUAUCUAUUGGAGAAUUUGGCUUGGGUAAAAUCGUUUAAUAUUUGUAUAGAAUUAGAAGAUAAUCAGGAGAUAUUCCGUUCAUUAUUUAAACUGAUGUUUUCAAUUGUCAGUGAUAAGCAUUCGAAUAAAGUGAAGAAUUUUAUGUUGGAUAUGAUGGGACCUUUGAUAUCCGAAUCUGAUUCUGUUUCACCUGAAUUAUUAGAUACUAUAUUAAUCAAUGUCGUGGAACCACAGAAGUCACAGAAUAAAUGUGCUUAUAAUCUGGCAAAAGAUUUGUUGAGAAGAACGAGUAAUGCUAUAGAACCCUACAUACAAGCUUUCUUCAACAAUACAUUGAUGUUAGGAAAGACAUCUAAAAGUGAUGUGUCGAAUCAUCUGUAUGAUCUGAUAUAUGAGUUAAAUCAGAUAUCACCUAAUGUAUUACUGGCUGUUUUACCUCAGCUAGAGUUUAAACUCAAGAGUAAUGAGGAACCAGAAAGAAAGAAUGUUACUAAAUUGUUAGCUAAGAUGUUUUCUGAACCUGAAUCAAAUUUAGCCUCUCAAAAUAAGCCGCUGUGGAUAUGCUUUCUUGGAAGGUUUAAUGAUAUCAGUAUAUCAGUUCGAACUAUCUGUGUUCAAUAUGCUCAAUAUUUCUUUCUACAUCAUCCAGAAUUAACUAAAGAAAUAUUAGAGCAACUUAAAGUACGACAACAUGAUCAAGAAGAAACAGUACGAGUGGAAGUUGUUAAUUGUAUAUUAAAUGUUGCUAAGAAAGAUUUUGAUUGUUUGUCCAUGGAAAUGUUUGCAUUUAUUAAAGAAAGAACAAGAGAUAAAAAGUUUAAGAUACGUAGAGAUGCUUUGUUAGGUCUAGGUCAGAUGUAUAAACAUAUAAUGAGUCAAGAACCAAGAGAAGAACAUAAUGUAGCUAAAGUAGCAUGGAUUAGAGAUAAAGUCUUCCAUGCUUAUUAUCAACAAAGCAAUGAUGACAGAUUAUUAGUAGAGAGAAUAUUUAAUAUUUAUUUAGUACCAUACCAGAUAUUGGUACAAGAGAGAAUGCAGAGAUUGUUACAAUUAUACUGUCAAUUAGAUGAAAAUGCUGUCAAAGCAAUGAGAGAAAUGUUCAAACACAGAAGCAAUGCCCGUCUUAGUACAAUAUCUUUAUUAGAAGGCUAUGACCUUGCUGAUCAGCCCAAUGCUCCUGCUAUAUUACCCAGACUCACUGCCUUAGCCAGGUCUCUACCUGAACAACAAAAACCUCAAGAACAGUUGAAAAAGUUUAACUUAAUUCUACGUGAUGAUCGUAGGAUGAGAAAUCUGCUCAAAAUGAUUAUCUCCCCAGAAUGUACUUGUAAAAAAGCUGAAGAAAUAGUGAAAGAAGUCUUAAGAAAAUUGGGUUUUAAUUCUGGUGGACCCAAUCAUCUUUAUAAUAUGGUGAAAUCUUUAUUAGAGAGAAUAGCACCUGUGAUGAUUGAUACAGAAGCUAUUGAUGUAUUAGUUAAACAUAUAGAUGAUGUAAUUACUGGUAAAACAUCCCUAGAGGGUGGUAUAGAUAACACACCAGAAAAGGGAGUUAAUUUAUUAUUGGGUUUGUCUCAAGCUUUUCCACAUUAUUUCCGUACAGCUGAUGUAUUUGAAAGAUUUCUUUCUUUCUUAAAACAGGAUGAUGAUGUUGUUUGUGGUGUAACAUUACAGAUAUUAAAUCAUACUGGAGCUAGAAUACAAACCAUGCAUCCUAAUAUAUAUACGGAUAUGGUACCUGUAUUAGUGAGUAUAGCGAAGAUGGGUAAUCCUAAACAAACUAAACAUGCUAUACGUUGUAUCAGUACAAUAUGUGCUCAAAAUAAAGCCAGUGUAUUAGGACAGAUUUUCGAGCAUGUCAAGAAAAAUCUUCAUCCUGAUUCGGCAAAUUAUAUCAAUUCCAUCGUAGCACUUGGUCAUAUAGCACAACUUUGUCCAGAAGAAUUUGGUGGUGAAAUGAAAAAUAUAGUAUCAAAGAUAAUUGUAAAAGAUUUAAUGAUGCAUGAUAGAACAAGUGGACCUGAAACUGAUGAAAGUUGGUAUGCUGAUCAUUUAGUUACAGAAGAAACACAAGCUAAGAUUCAAGCAUUAAAGUUAUUAGUGCGAUGGUUAAAAGGAUUAAAAAAUAACUCGUUUAAUUCUGGCACAUUAUCUACAUUACGAUUACUUUAUACUGUUAUCAUACAUGAUGGAGAUCUCAUGGAAAACGGAAAUAUCAAUAAACCAGAAUUGGCUAGAUUACGGUUACAAGCAGGUUGUUGUAUGUUAAAACUAGCUGAAGAACCAGGAUAUGCUGAAAUGGUGACAUCUGAACAAUUUCUGGCUUUGGCUUUACUUAUUAUAGAUAGUUGUUAUAAUGUGAGAUUAAAGUUUGCUGCCAAGUUACAUAAAGGAUUAUUAUUAAUGAAACUACCCCUGGAGUAUAUGAGUAUAUUUUCUCUAGGAGCUAAUGAUCCUUUAAAAGAAAGACGUGUACAAUUGAAACAGUUUUUACAUAUCAAUGUUCAGAAAAGACGUGAAUAUUUAAAACAUCCAGGGCUCCGAAAAACUACACAAUUGAUGACAACUAUAUUACCAGAUUAUGUUUUACCAUAUACCAUCCAUCUUCUAGCUCAUGAUCCUGAUCUUAAAACAUUCGAUAAUAGAGAUGCACUAAAGAAUAUCAAAGAAUGCCUGUAUUUUAUUAUGGAACCUUUAAUAGGAAGGGCAGAGGACUAUAAUUAUGCCUUUUUACGUAAAAUGAUUGAAAAUAUUAAACAAACAAAAGAUGCCAUGGGUCCAGAUAAUGAAAAUCUCAAUAAGAAAUUAUAUGCAGUUUGUGAUGUAGCUCUUGGUAUUAUGUUGAGUAAAACUAACAUAACGUUAAAAGAUUGUACGUUUGAACCUCAGUUACCAUCUAAACUAUUUACUACCAUGGAUAAGGAUUAUUCCAACACAAAAAGUUAUUUACCCAAAGAUUUUAAUUUUGAUGCUCCUAAGAGAAAAGGCAUACAGGCAUUGAUAGAUGGUCCAUCCAAAUCUAAUUCAGCUAAACUAUAUACCACAACAGAAAUUAUUGUAGAAAGUCCAGCACCAGUUAUAAAUCGAAAUCCAAAAUCACCCCGAACAAAACGAGAGAAGAAAGUCACUGAGAAAAAAACAGAUAAAGGUAAAGAGAAUAUCAAAAAAGAUGAUGCAGACUUGCUAACAGAAGAUGAAGAAUCGCGGAAUGAUUCUAUAACCAGUGAAUCAGAGGAAAGUAGAAAUUCCAGUCCAGAAAUACAAGUUCAAAAAUCUCGCAAAACAAAACAAACAAAGACUGCUUCCGCUUCGUCGAGUGAAACGACAAACAAUAAUAACGUUAAAGCAGGAACUAAACAAACAAAAAUGGAUGAUUUCAGUUCGGCAGGCGCGUCGUCUAAACCAUCUAAAUCGCUAGUCAAUGGCAGUACUAAAGACACUAAAGGUGGUAAAAAAACAAAAACUGUUAAUACAAGUGAUAGUGAAAGCAGUAAUCUGAGUGGAUCAACACGGAAACGACAGGCAAGUUCAGAUGAAGAAACACCAGUGAAGAGAACACGAAGAGGGGAAGAAACAGAUAAAUCACGAACAGCAGCAAAAACUCAAGUGGUUAAAAAUGUCAGUCCAGAAUUAAGUGGUAGUGAUUCUGAGAGCGGUCCAUCAACAAGGGGAUCAUCACGGAAACGGGCUGUAUCCCCACCUCCCCAAAAAUCAUUACCCCCUAAAAAAUCCCGAGUGACACGAAAAACUGUUAGAGACAGCAGUGAAAGUUCCGAGAUACUACCAUCUCCUUCCAGUGAUAUUCUGGACUCAUCACCAGUAAAGAGUGAUACCAGAAGAUCUAGAUCUACACCUACCAAUACUGUUACCAAGAAAAAUACACGCUACGUACGUAAAGCGAAGACUAACGGUACAUCUGAUGGUGAAGAUGCCAAUACUCCAGAAACCGACAGUCAGUCUUCACUUUCCCCUCGUAAAAUAGCCAUCUUAAAACAAGCCAUGGAAACUGGUGACAUGGACUCACAACCUACUAUCAAAAGGCAAACAAGAGGAAGGAAAAAAUGAAAAGAAAGUUAAAAAAUAAAUUAAGACAGACUGUUUAGUAAUGGCAGCUUGACACAUAUUAUUUCAAAAUAAUUUAAUGCUGCUUCAUGGUUAAUGAUUGAAUUCUCCACCAUCUAAAUGCGGAAAACAAAAAUAUUGUUUAUGUGAAAAUUUAAUACAUGGAGAGCAGUUUCCUGGUUAAAAUUUACUUGAAGAGUUGCUUUCCUUGAAUUAUUAAGUAGAAUAGAUGAUGGUGUUACUUAUAAUUCUUAAGAUAAACAUUAAAAAUGACUAGAAACAUCUGAUGAAAUAAUAACCUUUAAUUGUCCUACCAUAUCGAGGUAAUUAAAUGUGUUGAUUUAAAUGAUAAUCGGUCAGAAUUUGUUGGCAGUUAUUAACCUUAAAAGAAUUGUUCAACAGUUUGUAUAGUGUAUUUAAACUAAAUGUACAUGAUAUUGUCAUUCAUUCAUCACUGUAUUCACACAUUUAAACAUCUGUUAUUAUUGUAUUAUUAUUUGGACUCGUUUAAUUUGUAUAUAGAAAUGAACAUGUUGGUUGCAUUCUUACUGUAGAUUCUAAUGUAAAUAUUUUAGCAAUUAUGUUGACUCAAUCCUGUGUCUUUUCCCUCUACCCCUUUUCCUUCUCUAAAAGAUGCAUUAUGUAAGAGCUAAAUCUGUCUAUUGUAGACCUUUCGUUUGGCCUCAGAUGUUAUAUAAAUCAGUAAUUAGACAUUUACAUGCCAAGCCUAUAAUCAACUCUAGAAAAUCUGAUGGUUGUGAUUUUCAACGGAUUUAAACACGAUCGCCAGUUAAUAAUUUAAUUAGAAAGUGGAUAAUCAAGACUACACUAUUCUUAAAUGUUGAAUAUAUUCCCUUUUCAUUAUCUAUUUUAUAACUAUUAUAGCCAGAUCUGUCCGCUUUUCAUUGAAGUCGUACAUAAUGCAUCUUUAACAUGUUAGUGAAAUGAAUAGGCUGCAAAUUGCUACAUUUUGUUAGAAAAAUCUCUUGCCAUUGUCAUGAUAACUAAAUACAAUUAUAAUAGACUUGUUUCAAUAUUUCAACAAUACGAUAGUUCAAAGCACGCAUAUUCACACAACAAUGACUAUUUCAGUUACUUUCAACAAAUUUUAUAAUAAAUUCAGUGCAGAACAAAUGUAAUUUUAUUGUAAGGUAAAAAUAUGGAGAUUUUAAAUGCUACAAAAAGCGGUGUCAGAUUGCAUUCUCUGAAGUAGGUUUUGUUAAACGAGGCAUUACCACUUCAACCAAGAAAAUAAAUAUAAUUAGAUUUAAAAUGAUUUUAAAACUUGUCAAAUUAUCGACAAUUGAAGUAGCUGAACUAUAUAAAACUCACACAUCUGUAUUUUAGAAAUGGAAAGUCACUGUACUUGAAUAAUACAAUAGAAGUGUAACUAGUUAAUUUUACUAACAGAACUAUCAAAUAUCCACAAACUUCAGGUUCUGCUUAAAACAAUAAAUGAAUUGGAUUGCAAUAAUUUUCUUUUCUUUUUAAUCUUUUUAUAAUGUCGAAAUUUAAACAUCAUAUCUGAAAUACAUUUUAAGUUAUCGAAACAUGAAAAUUAAUGUUAGAACAGUGUAUUGUUAUAAAGAGACAAUGAUCAAUAAGUGCUGUAUUUUGUUUUAUAUAUAUAUAUAUAUAUAUAUAUUGUGUAUAGAUCAUCAUCACAAUGGUUUUAUUACAUCAUCCAUUGUUUCACUUCAAUAUCAUCUCUCAUUGAAGACCAAAAAAAAAAAUCACAUUUAUCUUAUCAUCCAUGUUAAUUUAAAAAAAAAAAAAGUUGUGUGUAUCAUUUAUAGGUGGGGAACAAAAUUAUGUGAACAUCACUAGUUUCUUUUCUGUACCAGUAUUAUUUUUAUACCACCAUCAAAAAAUGGUGUGGUCGCAUAUUAUAGUCAUUCCCGUCAGUAAUGAAAAAGUAAAGAUCAUUCAACAAGUUAGUGCUCUUGUUCUUAAAGCUCUUAGUGAGCUCUAGAGAAUUGAGAAGACAAUUUUACUGCGACAUUUCACUCAUCCCAUUUUAGCUUUUAAGAACUUUCGGUGUAACGGUUUGUCCAACAGAGUUAUUGCCCUUGACACUUAAACACACAAUCUGUGAAACCCACUAAACUGGAAAUAUUUGCUUAAGAUAAAAAAAGAAUAAAUGUAGAUGUCAAAACUACUGGCUGAUGUAUCAUUGUUUCCUGGCAACUUAGUUUUUUGCAAACAUAUCUGCUGAUGAAGCCUUUUUCAAAAAGAAUAUGCCAGUUUAUAUCUGUUUUAUGUCUUCUAAUCAUGUUCAAGUUGCCCACCAUUUUAUUUUAGUUUGAAUAAUGAAGUUCAUAUAGUUUAUGAUUUUUUGAACUGUUUUUGUUUUUCAUUUUCUUCUGAGAAUAAAAGCUAUGCUUGGUUGUGAACCAGACUUACGGAAAAUUUGAAAUAAAUUGUUUUCCCACAUGA
This is a messenger RNA of Patella vulgata (common limpet), 7128 nucleotides long. Its product is annotated as sister chromatid cohesion protein PDS5 homolog B. Bases 259 to 4695 code for a protein of 1478 amino acids. The record is from RefSeq and is a predicted model, not a curated record. Gene Ontology annotation, cellular component: chromatin; nucleus. Gene Ontology annotation, biological process: mitotic sister chromatid cohesion; DNA repair. Lineage: Eukaryota; Metazoa; Mollusca; Gastropoda; Patellidae. The transcript is spliced from 34 exons.